Homalodisca vitripennis (glassy-winged sharpshooter) is the source of this 2802-nucleotide messenger RNA. Its product is annotated as putative ferric-chelate reductase 1. The record is from RefSeq and is a predicted model, not a curated record. Gene Ontology annotation, molecular function: oxidoreductase activity, acting on metal ions. The coding region runs from base 109 to 594 and encodes 161 amino acids. The transcript is spliced from 5 exons. NCBI's taxonomy places the organism in Eukaryota, Metazoa, Arthropoda, Insecta, Hemiptera, Cicadellidae.
AUCUGUUAUCACUCGAUUAGUGAUAUCAUAUCAAACGAGAGGAUCUGUAGACCCCUCAGUAUACGAUCCGGUCUGUGACUGCAACUCGGUUUUAUUGUUUACACAAGGAUGCUGGUUCGGAUGGUGAUGUCUGUGAUGUUGGCGACACUGGUGAAGACGGAACCCCCUGACGCUUGUGAGACCAUGGAACCCAGUCACGGCGGCAGUCCUCAGGAAGGACCUCCGCCAUUCACAUUUUACCUGCACAAGGACACGAUAGUGAGCCGGUUAUCAGCGCACUUCGCUAUCCUGAGCAGUGAGAGCCAGCACUUCACGGGGUUCAUAGUGCAGGCGCGAGACGACGCCUCAGGGUUGCCGGUCGGGCAGUUCGACACAGGGUGUCUCGACAUCAACACCAUGAACUGCUUCGGCGGUUUCGCGAACACUGCUGUCCACCUCGGUUCGGAGCCUAAGUCUGACGCUCACAUGCGCUGGCUUCCAGAUCUGGACUUUGUUGGGAACGUCACUUUCUUUGUAACGGUGGCCCAGUCCAGGAAAGUCUUCUGGGUGAGGCAUCCUGCGAGAAAAUUGCAAGUCAUCCUUGACGUCGCCUGAUCGUCACUUAGUCCUUAAUCUGCAAUAAUACCUUUGUUUCAUUUAUACAAACUAAUUUAAAAUACUUUAAACGUACAUUGUAAAGUAUUAAAAGCUCUUAUUAUAUAACAUAACAUAUAUUAUGGUUAUAAGGCUUUAGUAUAAGUGGGAGGGGGUGGAAGAAAUAUGGUAGGUACAUGACAGCAACUUAUUACAUAAAAUAAUAAAUAGGUUGCAAUUGUAAAUACAGGGUGAGUUACAUAAGUUUUCCUCAGAUAUAUUAAGAGAACGGUUGGAUCAAUAAUAGAGAAGAAACAAAAUACAACCUCCUCAAAAAUACAUGGACUAUAUAUCAGUAAUUAAAUUCAAAUUUGAGAAAAAAAUAUGUGCCGGAAAUAGAGGUCCCUUAUUUGAUUAUGUAAUUAGUAUUUCAAAACACGAAACUGUCACCUACCGCCUAGUGCAGUGUGUGGAAUCUGACACCUUUACUGAUUGACUCCUGCAAUCAUUACUCCACAACUGCCAGAAGAGAUCAAUAAAAAGCCAUAAAAGUGAUAAUGAGGUUCAAAACGAACUCCUUGAAUUUUUUCGACACUAGAUACACAAAGGAUACAAAAGAGCUCAGUCUAUUUGCCCAGCAGCUAUUCAAUGUAGUCUAAAUGAAGAGAUAUUCUCAUUGUCUCAUCAGUUGCACAACUCGUUACAAGAAGACGUUUUAGACACCAUAUUUUGAUUUGGCACGGCGAGGUAACAAAGAAGAGGGAUCAUAGUUUCACAUUUACUUGAAAUACAUGAAGUAACGUGUUAUUAUAGUUCAAUUCGCACGGUGCGGCGCUGCGAGAUUUAAUCAAUGGCGAGGGAGCAUAUUUCCGCAUUCACGUGAAAUACAACAAUUUCGUACUGUUGCUUUGUUAUGUGUGAAAAAUACGAGCACUGCCGCUUCUAGUGGUUUGCGUUUGUGCAGUUCUUUCCAAACUAUUGUAAUUAGAACAAAUUUUAUUAUUUUAAUAUAAAUGUUACAACAUUUUUUAUAAAUUUUACACAUAAUGGUAUUUAGCCAAUAAAGGGUUAAUGAACCUCAAGGAUUCAUUGGCCCUGAAAUGCAGGGUACAAACAAUGUCAUUGUAAGGUUUCAAUGAUCCCAGUUUCCCUCGGGCUCUGAAAUACUCCCAAGGGCUCUCGGGCUUCCCGAAUUUCUUCCUGAUGUGUUUGGACUGUUUCUGGAUGACAUUAUUUAAAAAUCAAACUUUGUAAACUUCUUAGUGAAAGAUGUUUGAUAGAGACCUUUGAAAUUUAACAAAAUAUUAGGCAUAUAUCUGGCAUGUACUAUUUGGUGUCCAUGGUUAAGAAAUGUACGCAUAUCAAGUACGAAUAAAUUACAUUUAUGUUACUCCCAUGAAGAAAAUAUAUACAUAUGCAGGUCUUGAAACCUACUUUGGUCCAGUUCAAUACGUUGAUUUUUUCUUGUUGUUCUGAUAAAGGAAAUAUCCAAAUAUAUUGGGUUUCAAGGCAUAUUUCAGCCAAUAGACUUCUACUACCGGAACUUUUUUUUAGUCUAACAUUAGUCUAACAAGUGCCAUAGUUUUUGUUUGCUUUUUUAUAAGCAAUGAAAAAAAUAUACAUACUUACGUAUGAAAAAAUACUACAGUAAAAAAACGUUUUUUUUUUUCUCGGCAAUUCACUUUCAGUCUAAUUUAUUUACGGUUCCACAGUUGAGAUUACGUUAUUGCCCGACCAAAAAUGUGUAUGUUUCGAAAACAAAUUAAUUUAAAAUAUUUUUUACGAGUUGUUGUACGAUAUUUCUAGUGCUAUAAUUGAUUUUGAUUGUUUAUCCGGAUCAGGAUACUAUAUACUCACGCAAGCUUAUAAAACUGCUAAGAUUAAAAAGCAUUCACUUUCCAUCGCUUGUGUUCUGCUUCUGGCCUAAGGGGAUGAGUGGAAAAUCCUUGAAACUAGCGUCGAUCAACAUUUCAAAACAAUCCUUUGUUAUAAGCUUUAUUUAAUAGGAAUCUAGUUGUUUAUUGCAUUGUAUGCCGAAAGGCCUUGUGUGAAAACAAUUAAAAUUAUUGGAUAGUUGUGAGUUUUCUUUUAUAAAUAUAAUAUACAAUAUAUUUGUAUAAUCAACUGAUAGUGCCAUAAGUAAGAGUUGAUAACAUGAAAUGUACCAUUGAAGACUUUAAAACAUCUAAUGCAUUGGAAAUAUGUCAACACUCGUAAACCCCCCCCCCC